GAAGAGCCAAUCGCGAUUCACAAGUACUAUUACAGUAUUAGUUUGUAAAAAGUAUAAAAGGUAGCACCACAGCUCAGUGCGAUCCAUUGGACCAUCGUGGAGCUAGCAGUAUUUCUUUAGUUGUCAACACAACACUCAGUUUUAUCAUACUGUAAGCAUGGCCGCCUCUACGCCGCUCAAGGUUGUUGUGUUUCUCGGCACCGUCAAGGAGAAUCGCCUCGGCCUCCGUGUGGCCCGGUUCGUCAUGGCUCAGCUGGAGAAAACGGGUCACGAUGCUACCCUUUUCGAUCCGGCCGACAAGAAGCUGCCGCUGCUGGAGAAGGCCGCGUUCUUCUACCGCGAAGGCGAGGAGAAGCCGGCCGUUCUCGCCGAGAUGGAGCAGCAGGUGCGCGCCGCCGACGCCUACAUAGUGGUGUCGGGCGAGUACAAUCACAGCAUACCGCCGGCGCUGGCCAACAUGAUGGACUACUUUGGCGGCAGCUGCUACGCGUACAAGCCCAGCGGUAUUGUGUGCUACUCGCCGGGCAUCUACGGCGGCAUGCGCGCCGCCAUGCAGCUGCGGUGCUUCCUGGGCGAGCUCGGCUGCCUGAGCGUGUCCAACAUCUUCGGCAUACCGCGCGUGCACCAGGCGCUGGGCGAGGACGGGUCGCCGAUCGACAGCCACAUGGAAUCCGGCGCCGAGAAGCUCAUCAAGGACCUAGACUGGCACGCGCACGCCAUGCGCAAUCACCGACAGACCGCCGGCAAGCCCACCUAAUCAGUCAAGUUCUAUAUCUCAGCCGAUUGCUGUGCAGUACAGCAGUAGGAAGGGACCAGACAGUUUUACAUACCGGUAUAUCACACUCCAGAAACCAUAGCAACCAAUAGCUGCAUAAUAAUUAUUAUGUUAGGCAAGCUGAGUUCACAUCCGUACCAUGCUCUGUGCAGACUAGGGUAAGACUUUCAGUAUGUGGGUAACUACGGGAGUUUGUUUCUGGGAGAGGCCGGUAAUAAGCGGGCACGCCAGACGUGUGCGGCGGAAUGUGAUAGUUUAUAACAUUGCCGCAUGGCACUGCUUCGCUAUGUUGAUGUUUGCUAUUCCUUCAAAAUUUGAACUUAGACUUCCUUUGGGUGGUAGCAGAUCACAUUUUACAGGCAGUUGUGCUGUUGAACCUCAUGAGUCAUAAUCAA
Molecule: messenger RNA, 1170 nt
Organism: Sycon ciliatum
Lineage: Eukaryota; Metazoa; Porifera; Calcarea; Leucosolenida; Sycettidae
Product: NADPH azoreductase-like
Exons: 2
Coding region: 158-757 (199 amino acids)
Cellular component (GO): cytosol
Molecular function (GO): FMN binding; oxidoreductase activity
Source: RefSeq, a predicted model, not a curated record